Messenger RNA from Hyphopichia burtonii NRRL Y-1933, 1056 nucleotides. RefSeq names its product cruciform cutting endonuclease (gene CCE1). The transcript has a single exon. Gene Ontology annotation, cellular component: mitochondrion. Bases 1 to 1056 code for a protein of 351 amino acids. Gene Ontology annotation, molecular function: flap-structured DNA binding; Y-form DNA binding; DNA endonuclease activity. Lineage: Eukaryota; Fungi; Ascomycota; Pichiomycetes; Serinales; Debaryomycetaceae. The record is from RefSeq and is a predicted model, not a curated record.
AUGAAUUACUCCAGAACGGUUCAAGUGCUUAGCAAAUAUAAAUCAAGUACCUUGACUCAAGUGGCGCUCAACUGCGGGUUCCCCACCGAGGGAACCAAGCAGAAUAAGAUUGAUCUGAUCUACAAUGGAUUAAAACUAUAUAACGUUACCGGGGAUAAUAUUGAUAUCCUAUCGAUUGAUAUUGGAAUAAAAAAUUUUGCUUAUUGUAAAAGUAAAUUAGAUUUUUCAAAUAUUAAAUUGGAAAAUUGGCAAAAUAAUAAAUUGGAAAAUUGGCAAAAUAAUAAAUUGGAAAAUUGGCAAAAUAAUCAAUUGGAAAAUUGGCAAAAUAAUCAAUUGGAAAUUUGGCAAAAUAUUAAUUUGGAAAAUUGGCAAAAUAUUAAUUUGAAUGAAAAAUUUAAGUAUAAUCAAUUAUCAAAUAUAAUUGAUGAGAAAAAUCAUUUAAGUUAUUUAAGUAAUUGUAUUAUAAAUCAGAUUAUUAUGAUCCCCCCAUUUCCUAAAAUAAUAACCAUUGAAAAUCAAAGAACAAGAUCAAAUGGCUUGACAGCAACGUUACCAACAGUGCUAACCAAUUAUACUUUGGAAAAUAUGUUAUAUUCAAGUAUUUAUACUAAUAAAUUAUAUAAUGAAAAGUUUAAUCCCUUAGUUAUACCGUUAAAUUCAAGAAAUAUGGUCAAUUUUUGGAUUAAUAGAUUUUUGAAAAAAUCAAAUAUUAAAUUUAAUUCGUUAUUAACCAAAAAACUAAGAAUUAAUUUAGUAUUACAUUUAUUAACUAAUAAUAUCAUAAAGUUAGAUAUUGAUUUAAAAGAUUUAUCAAUAGUUGAUAAAAAACCAAAUUACCUAUUAAAAUUAAUCAAUGCUCAUUCUUCCAAUAAAAUUUCAAAAAUUGACGAUUUGGUAGAUUGUUUAUUAUACAACUAUAUGAUGAUUCAAUUCCUACAAAAUCAAUCAAGUCUAGCCAACGUUAUUCAACACGAUUUGGAUUUAGACUCGUUUGUAAAUAAUUUAAAUGAUAAAUACUUUGAAUACGCUAAAAAUUUGAACUUGCAAAUGAAAUAA